AUGGGAAUACGGUGGCGGUGGAAGUGUGACGGUGGGAGCCCGGUGGUGGCAAAUCAAUAUGGCUAUAACCUGGACUCCUCAUCAUGCAGAAAGAUAUUUCCUGAAGAGAAAGUACCACAUAAGGCAGUGCAGGGAACAUGCAGUAAGUCCCUGCCAACAUAUGCAAUUGAGCAUCUGUCCUUGCAGUCACCGACCAGUAUUUAUGCUGAUGCUUUUCUGAAAGAAAUACAUGAUGAACUGAUGAGCAAACUGGGCCCUUCAAAAAACCUACAUGCUCAGGACAGUGCAAUCCCUGGAAGUGAUCCUUCACGUAUCAGCGCAGAUAUAGUUGAUUCAGUGUUAAAUAAGCUUGUGGCAGCUACAGGUGAAGAACAACAUCUACAUCCAGAACACGAAGAAGCAGUUCAUCGAGUUCGUUCUAUUUCCAGGAAUAUUUUACAAAAAUCUGGAUCUGAGCAAGACCUUUAUGAUGAUGUAACAGGUUGCAAUGGAUUUUUUCCUCAAGAAGUGGCUGCUGUAAUAAUUGAGGAACUCUCCUAUUGCCCCCUUUUACAGGUUGUUAGUGAUAGACCACUGACACUGAGCCAAAGUGUGUUGAACUCAGACAGAAUUGCUGACAAGGUUCUUUCUCAAGUGUCUGUUAGUGCAAAGCCUAAGACAGAGAGUUUUGAAGAGGCAAUCCCAGGUUCAAGUGCAAACGAGACCCAGAGACAAAGGAGCUGCCUCAUUCUGAAAGCAGUCCAACCCAAGGUGGACCUCCCUGCACAACAGGCAGCCCACUACACUGAGAAUAAGGAGAGAGAGGAGAAGGUGGAGGAAAAGCUUGAAGCAGAGCAACACUGGCAGGAGGAAGAGGAGCUGCAGCAGAUAGAGGAGACCAUUCAAGUUGAAUCCUCUCUGGUAUUUGGGAAGCCUAUUGGCUUCAUCCAUGGACAGUGA
Alligator sinensis (Chinese alligator) is the source of this 939-nucleotide messenger RNA. RefSeq lists its product as uncharacterized. Lineage: Eukaryota; Metazoa; Chordata; Crocodylia; Alligatoridae. The record is from RefSeq and is a predicted model, not a curated record. The transcript is spliced from 4 exons. The coding region runs from base 1 to 939 and encodes 312 amino acids.